Molecule: messenger RNA, 954 nt
Organism: Talpa occidentalis (Iberian mole)
Lineage: Eukaryota; Metazoa; Chordata; Mammalia; Eulipotyphla; Talpidae
Product: olfactory receptor 6P1
Exons: 1
Coding region: 1-954 (317 amino acids)
Biological process (GO): G protein-coupled receptor signaling pathway
Cellular component (GO): membrane
Molecular function (GO): olfactory receptor activity; G protein-coupled receptor activity
Source: RefSeq, a predicted model, not a curated record
AUGAGAAAUUUGAGUGAAGGUCACGUAACAGAGUUUGUUCUGGUGGGUUUCCCUACCUCUCCACCCCUCCAGCUGCUCCUCUUUGCCCUCUUCCUUGCAAUCUACCUGUUGACAGUGCUGGAGAAUGCGCUCAUUGUUUCUACAAUAUGGCUCACACCCAGCCUCCAUCGUCCAAUGUACUUUUUCCUUAGCCAUCUCUCCUUCCUGGAGCUAUGGUACAUUAAUGUCACAGUUCCCCGACUCCUGGGAGCCUUUUUUACGCAGGACCGUAAGAUCUCCUAUAUAGGCUGCAUGACCCAACUCUACUUCUUCAUUGCUCUAGCUUGCACUGAAUGUGUCCUGUUGGCCGUCAUGGCAUAUGACCGCUACAUGGCCAUUUGUGAACCCCUCCGUUACCCUACUCUCAUGCCUUCCAGCCUGGCCACUCGUCUUGCUGUGUCUUCUUGGGGCAGUGGUUUCUUCAGCUCUAUGAUGAAGCUUCUUUUCAUUUCCAGACUGUCCUACUGUGGCCCCAACAUCAUCAACCACUUUUUCUGUGAUAUCUCCCCACUACUUAACCUCACCUGCUCUGACAAAGAGCAAGCAGAACUAGUAGACUUCCUCUUGGCCCUGGUGAUGAUUCUGCUCCCUCUGCUGGGGGUAGUCUCAUCCUAUGCUGCCAUUAUUGUAACCAUCCUGCGAAUUCCCACUGCUCAGGGGCGCCGCAAAGCUUUCUCCACAUGUGGCUCUCACCUGGCCGUGGUCAUCAUAUACUACUCCUCCACCCUCUUUACUUACGCAAGGCCCCGGGCUAUGUAUACCUUCAACUACAACAAGAUCAUCUCUGUGCUCUACACCGUCAUUGUGCCCUUCCUCAAUCCAGCCAUCUACUGCCUGAGGAACAAGGAGGUGAAGGAUGCCCUCAGGAAGGCGGUGCUGGGAAGAUGCCUCUAUCCCAGGGAUGUCCCAGACUGA